AUGAAGUUGAAUCAUAAGCAAAUACCAGAAGACCGUGCCAUUGUGAGACUCAAAAAGGGAAAAAUGGCUAUUCGCUCACCGGGUUCUGGAGCCACGUGUGAGAAGUGCGCGGAGUUUUCAAGCCUUGCGGAAUUGAAGAACUACGAAAGAAAAGGAAGUUUGGACAUUCAAAAAUACCUCAAUAUUUACAUGGGGGCUGAUGAUGUAAGACCCCUGAUACACGCAUCAGGAGAAUAUGUGAUGGAGUACUACCCAGAGGCCUAUAAAAAGGCGUAUUCAUUACCUGAGGGAUAUGUAUUAAAGACGAAAGAUUUCAAUAAGUUGCAGAGGGAAGCAAGGAAAGGUGAUACGGACAUACCCUUUGAUGAGUGCUCAGUUGCCAUGGUAUUCGAUAAAGUGAAGGAAACGUACAAGAAUGUGCCUUCCCUCACAAUCUAUGAUUACGCAUUCACCGAUACGUUGCUCAGGGGAGUCAAUCAAGAGCAGAAGAAGAAGUUCAUUAAUUCCGGUGUAACCAUAGAUGACCUGACACCUGGGGAUCAUGAUGUCUUUGGAGUUGGAAUAUAUAUGAACGAAAUCAUUGGGGUUUUCUUUCAAAUUAAAGGAACAACGCCAAAAGUAAACCCUAAAGGAAUCCGUGAUUGCCUUUCUAAGGCAACAAAACAAAUCCAAAAGGACCUCAGCAUUUUCAGGAUCAUGUGUAGUGAAUUUAUUAAUUCAGCUGUGAAGUUGACAGGUUUUGCAGCCUUUCCAAUGCUUUCGAGAUCAGAUUUGCAAGAUGUGAUCCCUUGUGACGAUUGCAGGAAGCGAAUCCUCACCUCGGAUGAUCUUCUUACUUUAGGGAGAUUUAAAACCUUCCUGAAGACGCACAAUAUCGUGCUGGAGAACUCGUGGAAACAGGAUACCACCAGGGAGGAUAUCAAGCAAACCUUCAUGAAAAUCUUCAGUCUCUAUGUUUGUGCAGCUUCGUUUGUGGAUCUCCCACGAAACCCAAAUCAACUGUUCCAUAAGAGUGAGGAACACUUGCAGAAGAUGCUGAUGAUUCUUACUCCUCCACAAAGAGAACUAGUGAAGAGUGAAGAAAAUAUAGUCUUCAUAUUUGGAGGGUCAGGGACUGGAAAAACGUUCGUUAUCAAGAAAAGAGCGGAACGGAUGGCGGCGCAAGGCGAAGUGUUAUUGAUAAAUAUCGUCGGGGGACACCUGACUGAGGAAUUUCGGCAUGACCUAAUAGAAACAAAGAACAUCGAGGUGGUGGACGGGAGAAGGGAAGGCCUGGAAGAAGAUCUUGAAGCAUUAAAGAAAUACCUUCGCGCGAGAGGAAAAGGAAAACACAUCUUGAUAGACGAAGUCCCUAUCACUCUAGGAUUCCAGGGAGUCAUCACCUCGGGAGCCCUUUCCAAACACUGGGAGUGGGUCGUAGGCAUGACGCCUGAAAUGAAGUCGAUCACUCUCUCCUUCCGGCCCAAUGACCAAUCAUACACGAGAGACUUCUCUCUUCAGGACGUGAAGCCAGUCGAUUGCAAGCUGGUAGUCCUGGAGAAAGUGAAGAGAAAUUGCAGGAAAAUUGCUGAAUUGUUCCUUGCUAUUGGGGAUUACUCUCGCCGGAUCUUCAUAUCCCUUGAGAAGACACUUCCCUUAAAUGUAAGACAGUCUGGGGCGAGAUUUCUUCCAGCCCUCUUUCCCAUUCCCUCUUGCUUCUCCGUUCAUCCAAUAGAAUGCAAGGACGAAAAGGCAUGUGAGGCUCUUAGGGCCGCGCACGCUAUUCGCGUCAUAUAUCAGGAAUGCUUUAGGCCACCGGAAACGACUUCACUUUUCGUCGUGGUUGAUAGUGAUAACCGAAGGAAUGAUCUUGCGAACACAUUCGCUUCCCUCGACCCACUCCUUCCUCUCCUCUUCCCGGACUUCAACUCGAGCCGCAAGUUAUGGGAUUUCCGUGGAAAUACAGCCUCAGAAGGCUCGUUCCCCAUCAUCAUCGUGACUGAGAGUGAAAUGAUUGGAUGUCACUCGAAAAAUGUGACAGUAAUUGUAGAUUUCACUCAUUCGAAAUGGCAGAACUACGUUCGAUUGAUAGCAACGAUAGGGAAAAACAAGAUCAUCGCGGUCGAAGAAGAACAACUGAGGACAGGGAAGUUUUCCCGUGUAACUAAGCAAAUUCCAAAGUGGACGAUUAAGGAGUGUAAGGAUAAUGUUGAACUCAAGGAAAAUAUGAAGAAGGCGUGGCAACAGAGGGAUGCGAAGGAAAUCGAUAAUUUGGAAGAGAAGGCCUUCCCUGGAAUGAAUAUAGAUUGGGAUGAAUGGGAGGAAAAGGAGAAACACGAUGUGGAUUUGAUGCUACGACAUUGGCUUAGCGGAAUAUUUGGCCCCCCUGCCUCGGGAAAAUCCAGGAGAGUGAAUAUGCUGAUUAACCACGUGAUAGAGAGUGGGGGGCGAGUCAUCCUACUCCAACCCGAUAAUGACCUGUUAACUUCCUUGAAAAACCUGAAAACCGGUUUUGAUAUCCCUGGUUUCUCUGAUAUCCAAGUGAUUCACCCUGAGAACUUUCGUGGGUGUGAGGCUUCAAUCGUCACUGUAAUGGACGUGGGGGACAAUUGGUUACUAGAAGUGAUAUCCCGUUCCAGGACUCAACUCACUAUCAUUGACGACAUCCCCAGCCAUGAAGACCUCUGGAAUACCAUGAUUGAAGAACAUCAUCUGCAAAUCUGGGAAGGCCCUACUCCAAAAGACAUUGAAGCGCACCCAGGAAUCUUAUUGACCCUAGAUGAAAAGGAGAGGUUUCUGAGGGAACCAACCUGGAAUGACGCUGGAAAGAGAAUUGGAGAGAAGGCAGUGAAUGGAGGAUACCUCGACCGGGAUACCGGAUUGCCAGGAGAAGCUUCUCGGGUUGAAUUGAAAAAACAUUGGGAAAUCACUGGAUUCCUGGAGAGGAAAGGUGUGCAAUGGGAGUUCGGAAGUAGACCUCCUGUGGCCCUGGAUAUUCAGUGCGAUGGGGGAGGACUACUGGAGUCCCUUUCUCUCUGUCUCACAGGAUCACUCCUACAUCUUCCUCUCCUCAAGAAGUUGCUAGAAGGUGACGAUCCCAGGGAAACUUUGCUUAAAAUUCAGAGAGGAGCGGAGGUGUUCAGAAGACCAAUUGUCCUGAUGGGGGAGAAAUUAUCUGGGACCUUCCUUCCCCAAGGAGAAAACGAGAAUAAGGAUCUGCAGUGCUUACUACUUUUCGCACAGGGCGACUUACAGCAUGUCACCAUCCGCCCUGUUGUACCAGAACGUAGUAAAAUGUCUAAAGAAGAGCACGAAGAGCUAAAUGUCAGUUUUGACCGCCUUCUGAUUGAAAGUGGAGAAGAGGAAGAGGCUGAUGAGCACGACGACAGUGCC
Molecule: messenger RNA, 3372 nt
Organism: Darwinula stevensoni
Lineage: Eukaryota; Metazoa; Arthropoda; Ostracoda; Podocopida; Darwinulidae
Source: the annotation of a GenBank genome assembly